Messenger RNA from Parnassius apollo (apollo), 408 nucleotides. NCBI's taxonomy places the organism in Eukaryota, Metazoa, Arthropoda, Insecta, Lepidoptera, Papilionidae. The record is from the annotation of a GenBank genome assembly.
AUGUUGAACUCCAGACCGAUUUGUCAGUUAUCUUCUGAUCCUGGUGAAGUUGAUGUUCUCACAGCCGGUCAUUUUAUUAUAGGACGUCCUUUAGUCGCUCUACCAGAACCGUCCGUUGAAGAUAUGAAUCCUAGAACACGCUGGCAGUUACUUCAAAAGCUUUCACAAAGUUUUUGGCGUAUUUGGCGAAAUGAUUAUUUACAUACUCUUCAACAUAAAGUUAAGUGGUUUAAAGAGGAUCACAACCAUCCUAAUAUUGGUGAACUCGUUUCAAUCAUUGAACCUAAUCUACCACCUAACGAAUGGCGCCUAGUUCGAGUCCAAAUUCACCCCGGAAAGGACAAUAUUGUCCGGGUUGUGACCUUAAAGACAGUAAGAGGCUUACUAAACCAAAUCAAAUAUAAGUAA